AUGUCAUGUUUUUGUAUUUGCUUUUGGCGAUGUUUCAAAAACAGGCUUACAGAGAAAAAUGCAGAAAUUCUUAAAAAAAUCCUGUAUUAUAUCAGUAGUGCAGAUAAUCAAGCUAAUGAACAGCUCAACUAUGUAAUUCAGGAAAUAUAUAUGGCGAUAUCGAAUGAAUAUAUGGACAGCACUAUUUUUCUUGAAAAGCUGAAAAGCACCAUAAUAAAGGGCAAACAAUUGCAUAAAUCCAGUCAUGAUAUUAAGAUCAAUAAUCAACAUUCGGAUACUUUAAAAGGACAUAGGAAGUCGGAGAAUUGUUCUAUACAAUCGUUUCCUCAGUCAGUAAAUAAUUGUAGUUCUCAAUUUUCAGAAUACAGAACUGAUGAGAAAAAUUAUGAAUUUUCUCACUCCCAACUUCAGUUAGUUUUGAGAAUGGAAGGCAUCCGUGAUUGGCUCAAUUUAAUUACUUCAUGUGGCCUAUUAAAUGAACUUGACCCACCACUUCCACGAAUUUCUUCAAUAGAAAGGCAUAUACGGAUCGGAUCUUGGAACCUUAACCGUUUCGAUUUAAGUAAAGCUAAACAUCCAGGAUUCAUGGAAGUUGUUUGCCUGACCAUUUUACGGAUGAACGUUUCAUUAAUAUUGCUUCAAGAAGUUUCAGACCCUUUAGUUGCUGAUUAUUUGUGCAAUGAGCUGAAUUAUCCAUCUCUUCCCCACAUAAAACGAUGGGUUGAAAAAUUUCCUCUGUCUACUCCUCCGUACUGGAAAGCAUCAUGUUCAAUCCAACCAACUGGUUCCAUGUUCCGUGCAAAAGAGUAUGCCGUCUUUCUAUAUAAUUCCCGAUGUGGUAUUCGGAUUUCUCGGACAAGUUUAUUGGAAAAGUCUUCGAACUCAUUACCUGUUUCAAGAAAGUCGUUUACACGCAGUCCAUGUGGAGCCUCCUGCCAUAUUCAACAUGUUAACUUAGUUCUCAUUUCAGUACACUUGAAGGCAAGUGGAUUAAGAAAUAGUCAAAUUGGUAGGACUAUCUCAGAAAUCGAAUCUCUCGGCUAUCUUGUUCAAGCUUUUUAUGAAACACAACCUAGUGGAACAUAUCUUAUUAUAGCUGGUGAUUUUAACCUCUUCCCAACACAUGAAGUUUAUCGGGUAUUGCGUGAACGUGGUUUAUGGCCAGUACUCAAAGGUGAACAACAAACUACCAUGAAUUAUUCUAAAUUUAGAUCUAACCAUUUUAGAGCAUAUGACAAUGCCUGGCUUUCUGCUAACCUCUCUUCGACUUCUGAAUCCAAUAUUCGUUGGACUGGUGAUUCUGGUGUCAUAAUAAAAGGGCUCAGACAUCCUUUAAUUCCGGAGGAAACAGGAAGUGGUGCAAAUGGUCUUGUUAGUGAUCACGCUCCCAUAUGGUUUGAUAUUCACUUAACGUAA
This is a messenger RNA of Schistosoma spindalis, 1416 nucleotides long. The record is from the annotation of a GenBank genome assembly. NCBI's taxonomy places the organism in Eukaryota, Metazoa, Platyhelminthes, Trematoda, Strigeidida, Schistosomatidae.